This is a messenger RNA of Durio zibethinus, 1857 nucleotides long. RefSeq names its product SNF1-related protein kinase regulatory subunit gamma 1 (gene KING1). The record is from RefSeq and is a predicted model, not a curated record. NCBI's taxonomy places the organism in Eukaryota, Viridiplantae, Streptophyta, Magnoliopsida, Malvales, Malvaceae.
CCAGGAUCAGGAUGGCCAACAGUACCCCCCACAUGACAUAAAGUUUGACCUGGACUGCCUUAUCAGUCUCAAUGUACCCCCACAUCAUUGGCCGUCCACGUGCCCCUACAAACUUGUCAAACCCAAGUUAAUGGUCUGAUCAAAUCAUUGUUUGCACCCUUGGACAGUACUUAAAAGCAACCCUCUUUGUCUCAUGUCCAAACUUAUAUGCAUCAAACAUUUGAACGAUCCAAGUUGUCCGCUUGUGAACUUUCAAGUUACAUAUCAGAAAAAUAACAGAGAGAGAGAAGUUUCUUUUUGUUUUUGGUUCUUCAGUUUUGUUGAACAUGGCGAGUGUGCAACUGAAGAGAGAGAGUAGCAUGCAGGAGAGUCCUAGGACUCCAGAGGCGAAGGUGGGGAUGCAGGUGGAGGAUCUGUGGGAUGUUCAGGAAUCAAAGCUUAGUCCUACUGAAAAGCUCAACGCUUGCUUUGAGGGUAUUCCUGUCUCUGCUUUCCCGCUUGCCACUCGAGGGAUUGAGAUAAAAUCGGAUGCCAGUCUGGCUGAGGCUGUUCAAAUACUGGCCGAAAACAAGAUUCUUAGUGCACCUGUUGUCAAUGUUGAUGCACCUGAGGAUGCAACAUGGAUUGACAGAUACAUUGGGAUGGUAGAGUUUGCAGGAAUAGCUGUAUGGAUUUUGCAACAGUCAGAACCACCUUCACCUCGAAGCCCAUCAUCUCCCAGUGGAACUGAUUUUGCUGUAGCUGCCAAUGGAAUGACCUCUGCCGCUGGUCUUGGAACUUUAGGCCCUGAAGAUGCUGCAAUUACUUCUGGAAACUUUUUUGAGGCUCUAACUUCCUCUGAGUUUUACAAGAACACUAAGGUCCACGAUAUCUCAGGUUCAUUCCGCUGGGCUCCAUUCCUUGCUUUGCAGCAAUCAAACUCCUUUUUGACCAUGCUGUUACUGCUUUCAAAGUACAAAAUGAAGAGUGUUCCUGUACUUGAUAUGGAUGACGGAAAGAUUGGUAACAUCAUCACACAGUCAGCUGUCAUUCACAUGUUAGCAGAAUGCUCGGGACUUCACUGGUUUGAAAGCUGGGGAAUUAAGAAACUUUCUGAGAUUGGUCUUCCCACGAUGUCACCUAAUCAAAUUAUCAUGGUACAUGGUGAUGAACCAGUUCUUCAGGCAUUUAAGUUAAUGAGGAAAAGGAGAAUUGGAGGCAUUCCUGUCGUUGAACGUGGAGGAACAAAAGCUAUUGGUAACAUAAGCCUUAGAGAUAUACAGUUCCUUUUAACUGCACCAGAGAUCUACCAUGAUUACAGAUCUAUCACGGCGAAGAACUUCCUAAUAGCAGUUAAAAAGUACUUGGAGAAUCAUGACAAGACAUCACCUAUGUUGAGCGGCAUGAUUACAUGUACGAAAGACAAAACAGUCAAAGAGUUGAUUCAGACACUUGACUCAGAGAAGAUCCAUCGAGUGUAUAUUGUGGAUGAUGAAGGGAAUUUGGAAGGAGUGAUCACACUUAGAGACAUCAUUUCGAGGUUAGUACACGAGCCACGCGGUUACUUUGGUGAUUUUUUUGAUGGUGUGUUACCUCUACCAGAGAACAGCAGGGUUUAAGAGUUAAAUCAAAAGUUUAUGCUCUGGCUGCUCCCUAUGACUGACUUCCAUUUCUUUGUGAUUCUGCUUUUCUGAUUCGCGGUUUGUUGGAGACUAAUUGGAUAUGCAGAUUGUAACAUCGACCAGCCUUUGUACUUAAAUCUUCUGGCUUGACAGGUUCGAAUUUCUGUAAAUUUUGGUGUAUUCAGGAACUCUUAUCGGAACAUUCUGUGUUGCAAUAUAAUAAGAAGAACACAUCUUGUUUUCUUCUUGAAAUGAA